Messenger RNA from Suncus etruscus (white-toothed pygmy shrew), 1988 nucleotides. RefSeq names its product dynein axonemal assembly factor 3 (gene DNAAF3). Lineage: Eukaryota; Metazoa; Chordata; Mammalia; Eulipotyphla; Soricidae. Gene Ontology annotation, biological process: motile cilium assembly; axonemal dynein complex assembly. The transcript is spliced from 12 exons. Bases 1 to 1878 code for a protein of 625 amino acids. The record is from RefSeq and is a predicted model, not a curated record.
AUGACCACUCCGGCGGGAUCCGGCAUGGGCUUCGGCGUGGUGUCCUGGUGGGGCCUGUCCCCGGCACUGGACCUGCAGGCUGAAAGUCCUCCUGUGGAUCCAAACUCCCGAGCUGAUACCGAGCACGGUAGCCCCGAGUUAGAUGUGCUGCUCUUGGGCUCCGUGGAUGGGCGGCACCUCUUGAGGACCCUGGCUCGGACGGAACUCUGGCCUCCCAGAAGGAUCAAUUUCUUUGUGUUGGAGCAUAACAUAGAGGCCGUGGCCCGACACAUACUCAUCUUCUGCCUGGCCCUGGAAGAAACAGAGAAGAUGGGGCUGCAAGAGCGCACCGAGGCCUUCCUGGAGGUGUGGGGCAACGCGCUGCUGCGCGCCCCGGUGGCCGCCUGGGUGCGCGCCCAGGCCGAGCGCCUGGCCCGCCUGGUCCCGGAGCCCGAGCGCAUGGCGGGCCGGCUGCCCUGGCUGCAGCUGGGCGCCCUCAAGUUCCGCGAGCGCGACGCCCUGGAGGCCGUGUUCCGCUUCUGGGCGGGCGGGGAGUCGGGGCCCGGGGCGACGCCCUUCCCGCUGCGCCGCCUCUGGGACGCCCGCCUGCGCCACUACCUGGGCGCCCGCUACGACGCGCGGAGCGGCGUCUGCGACUGGGACCUGCGCAUGAAGCUGCACGACCGCGGGGCCCGAGUCAUCCACAGCCGCGAGUACCGUCAGUGGAGGGACACGGGGGUGGCCUUCGAGCUCAGGGAUGCCAGCGCCUACCACGUGCCCAACCGGACCCUGGCAUCGGGGCGCCUCGUGACCCACUGCGGGGAGCGCGUGGCCGCGCGUGGGUACUGGGGGGACAUCGCCACGGGGCCCUUCGUGGCCUUUGGCAUCGAAGCGGACGACAAGAGCCUCCUGAAAACCAGCAACGGGCAGCCGGUCAAGACUUCAGGCCAGAUCACCCAGCACAACGUGACGGAGCUGUUCCACGCUGUGAUGGCCCAUGGGCGCCUCAGAGCCGCCCAGGGAGACCCGGAGCUGGAGCGAGGACCAGAGGACCCAAGCCCCGAGCCAGGUCCCCCUGUCGACUGCCCAGAGCCCUUCACGGUCCAUUUCCUGCCCCUGGGUUCCGCCCAGACCCUCCCACUCAAGACCUGCUACCAGGGCCGCUUCCAGCUUCUCUACAUGGCCUGCGGGAUGGUCCACCUGCUCACCCCUGAGCUCGGAGCCUGCGUGGCCCCCAGAGGCCACCUGACUGUGGAACUAGCCCAGUACAUGGUGGACCUGCGGCAGGAGCAGCUGCAAAAGUUCUCGGCCCGGGUUUCAGAGCUGGCUGCGGCUGCUGGAUUCACCCCAAGACCUGGGGCCGAGCCCUCGGAGACUUUCUCCCGUUUCUACAAGACUGAGGACUCAGCUCUGGAUGGAGUUUCCCCCGGCCCACCCUCAGAUGCCUUGACCACAGCCCUUGGGGACCAGGCCCUGCCCCCAGAAGCUCCGACUCCACCCUCUAGUGACCAGGCCUCACCCCCAGAAGGCCUGGCACCACCCCCUGGCAACCAGACUCCACCCCCAGAAAUCCUGGUCUCACCCUCUGAUGACAAGGCUCCACCCACAGAAGCCCUCACCCGCCCCUCUAGUGACCAAGCUCUACCCCCAGAAACCCUGACCCCAUCCCCAAGUAACCAGGCUCCCGCCCCAGAUGCCCUGACCCCACCCUCUGGGGACCAGGCCCAGUCUCUCGAGAGUCAAGCCUCCUCACCCUCAGCGCCCCUUCCGCCUCCCUCAGAGUCCCAGGCUUCCCUCUGCGAGGUCCUGUCAUUGGCCUCCACUCACAGGGCAUCAGACCCUCUUGCCAGUGAGUCUGACAGGAGCCCCAGAGACCCAGGGCCCCUCUAUAGCUUCUAAUGUCAACUCCUGGAACUAAGCCCCUUGGGCCUCUGAAGCUGCCUCUAGAGUUGUCGGUUUUGCUCUCAGAGCUCAGUCCUAGCGGCACCUGCGAGGCACAAGUAAAGAGA